Messenger RNA from Pygocentrus nattereri (red-bellied piranha), 15365 nucleotides. RefSeq lists its product as uncharacterized. The transcript has 26 exons. The record is from RefSeq and is a predicted model, not a curated record. NCBI's taxonomy places the organism in Eukaryota, Metazoa, Chordata, Actinopteri, Characiformes, Serrasalmidae. The coding region runs from base 51 to 15365 and encodes 5104 amino acids.
UUGUCUUCCUGCUGGAUGGUUCAGAUGGCACUAGGAAUGGAUUCCCAGCCAUGCUUGACUUUGUACAAAAAGUAGUUGAAAAACUCAACGUUGAGGAGAACAGGGACCGUGUUUCAGUGGUGCAGUACAGUAGAGAUCCUGAGACCCAUUUCUAUCUAAAUACUUACUCGGAAGAGACAGACGUCCUCGACACCAUCAAGACUCUAAGGCACAGAGGUGGCAGACCCCUCAACACUGGGUCAGCUCUUCAGUAUGUGAGAGACAAUGUCUUCACUUCCUCUGCUGGCAGUAGAAGUCAACAGGGUGUCCCUCAGAUUCUCAUUUUGCUCAGUGGAUCAAGGUCAAACGAUAAUGUUGAUACACCUGCCUCUGCUUUGAAAGAAAGUGGGGUCUUGAUUCUUGGUGUUGGCACCAGGAAUUCGAGCAGAGAGAUUCAGAGAAUUGUCAGUGAUCCUUCAUAUGCUCAGUCUAUUUCUGAGAUCUCUGACCUUCCCGCUGUCCAGCAGCAGUUUUUGUCCACUCUCGCAAGCGCAGUUUCAUAUGUGACGCCGGUGAAACCUACAGUCAUAGCGGAAAGAAGAAUGACCAGGAGAGAUGUAGUGUUCCUUUUGGAUGGUUCAGAUGGCACUAGGGAUUCUUUCCCUGCAAUACGUGACUUUGUGCAAAGAAUGGUGGACAGGUUGAACGUGUCAGACAGGAGAGACCGUGUGUCGGUAGUCCAGUUCAGCAGAGAGCCAGAAGCCCAUUUCUAUCUUAACACGUACACAACAAAGGAGAGCGUUCUUAACACUGUUAGAGGUCUACGGCACAGAGGGGGGCGACCCCUCAAUACAGGAGCAGCUCUCCAGUAUGUGAGAGACAACGUCUUCACUGCCUCUUCCGGAAGCAGACGUCUAGAGGGUGUGCCUCAGUUACUGAUUUUGUUGAGUGGCGGAAGGUCGUUUGAUAACAUUGACAUGCCAGCCUCUUCCCUGAAGGAGCUUGGAGUCUUGACCUUCGCCGUAGGAUCAAGGGGCUCCGAUAGUAGAGAAUUGCAGAAGAUCUCAUAUGACCCUAGUUCUGCACUCUCAGUGACAGACUUUGCUAAUCUCCCCACUGUCCAAGAGCAGCUUUUCUCCAGAAUUAACACCGUACGCGAAGAGACCAAAACUGUCUCUCCAACACAGAUAGUUGAGCCUGAAGCACAAAGGAGAGAUGUUGUUUUCCUGCUGGAUGGGUCAGAUGGCACACGCAGUGGGUUCCCUGCAAUGAAGGACUUUGUGCUAAGAGUGAUGGAGAAGUUGAAUGUGGCUGAGGACAAAGACCGUGUUUCUGUAGUCCAGUUCAGCAGAGAUCCUGAGACACAUUUCUAUCUAAACACGUACACAAGAAAGGAUGACAUAGUGGACACGGUUAGUGUUCUGAGGCACAAAGGAGGAAGACCCCUGAACACGGGGGCGGCUCUCCAGUACGUUAGAGACAAUGUCUUCACUGCCUCCUCAGGCAGCAGACGACUAGAGGGUGUGCCACAAAUACUGAUCCUUCUGAGUGGCGCAAGGUCAUUUGACAAUGUUGAUGUCCCGGCCUCUGCUCUGAAAGAUCUGGGAGUCUUGAUAUUCACAAUAGGAUCACGAGGCUCCGACAGCAGAGAACUGCAGAAGAUUUCACAUGAGCCUAAAUACGCUCUGUCUGUGUCAGAUUUCACUGAGCUCCCAAAUGUCCAAGAGCAGCUUGUCAACACUGUAGAGGCUGUUUCUGUUCCCAUCACUCCGGCAUCACCAACUCCUACUGUUGAAUUUGACAUCAGCAGAAGGGAUGUUGUCUUCCUGCUGGAUGGUUCAGAUGGCACUAGGAAUGGAUUCCCAGCCAUGCUUGACUUUGUACAAAAAGUAGUUGAAAAACUCAACGUUGAGGAGAACAGGGACCGUGUUUCAGUGGUGCAGUACAGUAGAGAUCCUGAGACCCAUUUCUAUCUAAAUACUUACUCGGAAGAGACAGACGUCCUCGACACCAUCAAGACUCUAAGGCACAGAGGUGGCAGACCCCUCAACACUGGGUCAGCUCUUCAGUAUGUGAGAGACAAUGUCUUCACUUCCUCUGCUGGCAGUAGAAGUCAACAGGGUGUCCCUCAGAUUCUCAUUUUGCUCAGUGGAUCAAGGUCAAACGAUAAUGUUGAUACACCUGCCUCUGCUUUGAAAGAAAGUGGGGUCUUGAUUCUUGGUGUUGGCACCAGGAAUUCGAGCAGAGAGAUUCAGAGAAUUGUCAGUGAUCCUUCAUAUGCUCAGUCUAUUUCUGAGAUCUCUGACCUUCCCGCUGUCCAGCAGCAGUUUUUGUCCACUCUCGCAAGCACAGUUUCAUAUGUGACGCCGGUGAAACCUACAGUCAUAGUUGAGCCUGAAGCACAAAGGAGAGAUGUUGUUUUCCUGCUGGAUGGGUCAGAUGGCACACGCAGUGGGUUCCCUGCAAUGAAGGACUUUGUGCUAAGAGUGAUGGAGAAGUUGAAUGUGGCUGAGGACAAAGACCGUGUUUCUGUAGUCCAGUUCAGCAGAGAUCCUGAGACACAUUUCUAUCUAAACACGUACACAAGAAAGGAUGACAUAGUGGACACGGUUAGUGUUCUGAGGCACAAAGGAGGAAGACCCCUGAACACGGGGGCGGCUCUCCAGUACGUUAGAGACAAUGUCUUCACUGCCUCCUCAGGCAGCAGACGACUAGAGGGUGUGCCACAAAUACUGAUCCUUCUGAGUGGCGCAAGGUCAUUUGACAAUGUUGAUGUCCCGGCCUCUGCUCUGAAAGAUCUGGGAGUCUUGAUAUUCACAAUAGGAUCACGAGGCUCCGACAGCAGAGAACUGCAGAAGAUUUCACAUGAGCCUAAAUACGCUCUGUCUGUGUCAGAUUUCACUGAGCUCCCAAAUGUCCAAGAGCAGCUUGUCAACACUGUAGAGGCUGUUUCUGUUCCCAUCACUCCGGCAUCACCAACUCCUACUGUUGAAUUUGACAUCAGCAGAAGGGAUGUUGUCUUCCUGCUGGAUGGUUCAGAUGGCACUAGGAAUGGAUUCCCAGCCAUGCUUGACUUUGUACAAAAAGUAGUUGAAAAACUCAACGUUGAGGAGAACAGGGACCGUGUUUCAGUGGUGCAGUACAGUAGAGAUCCUGAGACCCAUUUCUAUCUAAAUACUUACUCGGAAGAGACAGACGUCCUCGACACCAUCAAGACUCUAAGGCACAGAGGUGGCAGACCCCUCAACACUGGGUCAGCUCUUCAGUAUGUGAGAGACAAUGUCUUCACUUCCUCUGCUGGCAGUAGAAGUCAACAGGGUGUCCCUCAGAUUCUCAUUUUGCUCAGUGGAUCAAGGUCAAACGAUAAUGUUGAUACACCUGCCUCUGCUUUGAAAGAAAGUGGGGUCUUGAUUCUUGGUGUUGGCACCAGGAAUUCGAGCAGAGAGAUUCAGAGAAUUGUCAGUGAUCCUUCAUAUGCUCAGUCUAUUUCUGAGAUCUCUGACCUUCCCGCUGUCCAGCAGCAGUUUUUGUCCACUCUCGCAAGCACAGUUUCAUAUGUGACGCCGGUGAAACCUACAGUCAUAGUUGAGCCUGAAGCACAAAGGAGAGAUGUUGUUUUCCUGCUGGAUGGGUCAGAUGGCACACGCAGUGGGUUCCCUGCAAUGAAGGACUUUGUGCUAAGAGUGAUGGAGAAGUUGAAUGUGGCUGAGGACAAAGACCGUGUUUCUGUAGUCCAGUUCAGCAGAGAUCCUGAGACACAUUUCUAUCUAAACACGUACACAAGAAAGGAUGACAUAGUGGACACGGUUAGUGUUCUGAGGCACAAAGGAGGAAGACCCCUGAACACGGGGGCGGCUCUCCAGUACGUUAGAGACAAUGUCUUCACUGCCUCCUCAGGCAGCAGACGACUAGAGGGUGUGCCACAAAUACUGAUCCUUCUGAGUGGCGCAAGGUCAUUUGACAAUGUUGAUGUCCCGGCCUCUGCUCUGAAAGAUCUGGGAGUCUUGAUAUUCACAAUAGGAUCACGAGGCUCCGACAGCAGAGAACUGCAGAAGAUUUCACAUGAGCCUAAAUACGCUCUGUCUGUGUCAGAUUUCACUGAGCUCCCAAAUGUCCAAGAGCAGCUUGUCAACACUGUAGAGGCUGUUUCUGUUCCCAUCACUCCGGCAUCACCAACUCCUACUGUUGAAUUUGACAUCAGCAGAAGGGAUGUUGUCUUCCUGCUGGAUGGUUCAGAUGGCACUAGGAAUGGAUUCCCAGCCAUGCUUGACUUUGUACAAAAAGUAGUUGAAAAACUCAACGUUGAGGAGAACAGGGACCGUGUUUCAGUGGUGCAGUACAGUAGAGAUCCUGAGACCCAUUUCUAUCUAAAUACUUACUCGGAAGAGACAGACGUCCUCGACACCAUCAAGACUCUAAGGCACAGAGGUGGCAGACCCCUCAACACUGGGUCAGCUCUUCAGUAUGUGAGAGACAAUGUCUUCACUUCCUCUGCUGGCAGUAGAAGUCAACAGGGUGUCCCUCAGAUUCUCAUUUUGCUCAGUGGAUCAAGGUCAAACGAUAAUGUUGAUACACCUGCCUCUGCUUUGAAAGAAAGUGGGGUCUUGAUUCUUGGUGUUGGCACCAGGAAUUCGAGCAGAGAGAUUCAGAGAAUUGUCAGUGAUCCUUCAUAUGCUCAGUCUAUUUCUGAGAUCUCUGACCUUCCCGCUGUCCAGCAGCAGUUUUUGUCCACUCUCGCAAGCACAGUUUCAUAUGUGACGCCGGUGAAACCUACAGUCAUAGCGGAAAGAAGAAUGACCAGGAGAGAUGUAGUGUUCCUUUUGGAUGGUUCAGAUGGCACUAGGGAUUCUUUCCCUGCAAUACGUGACUUUGUGCAAAGAAUGGUGGACAGGUUGAACGUGUCAGACAGGAGAGACCGUGUGUCGGUAGUCCAGUUCAGCAGAGAGCCAGAAGCCCAUUUCUAUCUUAACACGUACACAACAAAGGAGAGCGUUCUUAACACUGUUAGAGGUCUACGGCACAGAGGGGGGCGACCCCUCAAUACAGGAGCAGCUCUCCAGUAUGUGAGAGACAACGUCUUCACUGCCUCUUCCGGAAGCAGACGUCUAGAGGGUGUGCCUCAGUUACUGAUUUUGUUGAGUGGCGGAAGGUCGUUUGAUAACAUUGACAUGCCAGCCUCUUCCCUGAAGGAGCUUGGAGUCUUGACCUUCGCCGUAGGAUCAAGGGGCUCCGAUAGUAGAGAAUUGCAGAAGAUCUCAUAUGACCCUAGUUCUGCACUCUCAGUGACAGACUUUGCUAAUCUCCCCACUGUCCAAGAGCAGCUUUUCUCCAGAAUUAACACCGUACGCGAAGAGACCAAAACUGUCUCUCCAACACAGAUAGUUGAGCCUGAAGCACAAAGGAGAGAUGUUGUUUUCCUGCUGGAUGGGUCAGAUGGCACACGCAGUGGGUUCCCUGCAAUGAAGGACUUUGUGCUAAGAGUGAUGGAGAAGUUGAAUGUGGCUGAGGACAAAGACCGUGUUUCUGUAGUCCAGUUCAGCAGAGAUCCUGAGACACAUUUCUAUCUAAACACGUACACAAGAAAGGAUGACAUAGUGGACACGGUUAGUGUUCUGAGGCACAAAGGAGGAAGACCCCUGAACACGGGGGCGGCUCUCCAGUACGUUAGAGACAAUGUCUUCACUGCCUCCUCAGGCAGCAGACGACUAGAGGGUGUGCCACAAAUACUGAUCCUUCUGAGUGGCGCAAGGUCAUUUGACAAUGUUGAUGUCCCGGCCUCUGCUCUGAAAGAUCUGGGAGUCUUGAUAUUCACAAUAGGAUCACGAGGCUCCGACAGCAGAGAACUGCAGAAGAUUUCACAUGAGCCUAAAUACGCUCUGUCUGUGUCAGAUUUCACUGAGCUCCCAAAUGUCCAAGAGCAGCUUGUCAACACUGUAGAGGCUGUUUCUGUUCCCAUCACUCCGGCAUCACCAACUCCUACUGUUGAAUUUGACAUCAGCAGAAAGGAUGUUGUCUUCCUGCUGGAUGGUUCAGAUGGCACUAGGAAUGGAUUCCCAGCCAUGCUUGACUUUGUACAAAAAGUAGUUGAAAAACUCAACGUUGAGGAGAACAGGGACCGUGUUUCAGUGGUGCAGUACAGUAGAGAUCCUGAGACCCAUUUCUAUCUAAAUACUUACUCGGAAGAGACAGACGUCCUCGACACCAUCAAGACUCUAAGGCACAGAGGUGGCAGACCCCUCAACACUGGGUCAGCUCUUCAGUAUGUGAGAGACAAUGUCUUCACUUCCUCUGCUGGCAGUAGAAGUCAACAGGGUGUCCCUCAGAUUCUCAUUUUGCUCAGUGGAUCAAGGUCAAACGAUAAUGUUGAUACACCUGCCUCUGCUUUGAAAGAAAGUGGGGUCUUGAUUCUUGGUGUUGGCACCAGGAAUUCGAGCAGAGAGAUUCAGAGAAUUGUCAGUGAUCCUUCAUAUGCUCAGUCUAUUUCUGAGAUCUCUGACCUUCCCGCUGUCCAGCAGCAGUUUUUGUCCACUCUCGCAAGCGCAGUUUCAUAUGUGACGCCGGUGAAACCUACAGUCAUAGUUGAGCCUGAAGCACAAAGGAGAGAUGUUGUUUUCCUGCUGGAUGGGUCAGAUGGCACACGCAGUGGGUUCCCUGCAAUGAAGGACUUUGUGCUAAGAGUGAUGGAGAAGUUGAAUGUGGCUGAGGACAAAGACCGUGUUUCUGUAGUCCAGUUCAGCAGAGAUCCUGAGACACAUUUCUAUCUAAACACGUACACAAGAAAGGAUGACAUAGUGGACACGGUUAGUGUUCUGAGGCACAAAGGAGGAAGACCCCUGAACACGGGGGCGGCUCUCCAGUACGUUAGAGACAAUGUCUUCACUGCCUCCUCAGGCAGCAGACGACUAGAGGGUGUGCCACAAAUACUGAUCCUUCUGAGUGGCGCAAGGUCAUUUGACAAUGUUGAUGUCCCGGCCUCUGCUCUGAAAGAUCUGGGAGUCUUGAUAUUCACAAUAGGAUCACGAGGCUCCGACAGCAGAGAACUGCAGAAGAUUUCACAUGAGCCUAAAUACGCUCUGUCUGUGUCAGAUUUCACUGAGCUCCCAAAUGUCCAAGAGCAGCUUGUCAACACUGUAGAGGCUGUUUCUGUUCCCAUCACUCCGGCAUCACCAACUCCUACUGUUGAUUUUGACAUGAGCAGAAAGGAUGUUGUCUUCCUGCUGGAUGGUUCAGAUGGCACUAGGAAUGGAUUCCCAGCCAUGCUUGACUUUGUACAAAAAGUAGUUGAAAAACUCAACGUUGAGGAGAACAGGGACCGUGUUUCAGUGGUGCAGUACAGUAGAGAUCCUGAGACCCAUUUCUAUCUAAAUACUUACUCGGAAGAGACAGACGUCCUCGACACCAUCAAGACUCUAAGGCACAGAGGUGGCAGACCCCUCAACACUGGGUCAGCUCUUCAGUAUGUGAGAGACAAUGUCUUCACUUCCUCUGCUGGCAGUAGAAGUCAACAGGGUGUCCCUCAGAUUCUCAUUUUGCUCAGUGGAUCAAGGUCAAACGAUAAUGUUGAUACACCUGCCUCUGCUUUGAAAGAAAGUGGGGUCUUGAUUCUUGGUGUUGGCACCAGGAAUUCGAGCAGAGAGAUUCAGAGAAUUGUCAGUGAUCCUUCAUAUGCUCAGUCUAUUUCUGAGAUCUCUGACCUUCCCGCUGUCCAGCAGCAGUUUUUGUCCACUCUCGCAAGCGCAGUUUCAUAUGUGACGCCGGUGAAACCUACAGUCAUAGUUGAGCCUGAAGCACAAAGGAGAGAUGUUGUUUUCCUGCUGGAUGGGUCAGAUGGCACACGCAGUGGGUUCCCUGCAAUGAAGGACUUUGUGCUAAGAGUGAUGGAGAAGUUGAAUGUGGCUGAGGACAAAGACCGUGUUUCUGUAGUCCAGUUCAGCAGAGAUCCUGAGACACAUUUCUAUCUAAACACGUACACAAGAAAGGAUGACAUAGUGGACACGGUUAGUGUUCUGAGGCACAAAGGAGGAAGACCCCUGAACACGGGGGCGGCUCUCCAGUACGUUAGAGACAAUGUCUUCACUGCCUCCUCAGGCAGCAGACGACUAGAGGGUGUGCCACAAAUACUGAUCCUUCUGAGUGGCGCAAGGUCAUUUGACAAUGUUGAUGUCCCGGCCUCUGCUCUGAAAGAUCUGGGAGUCUUGAUAUUCACAAUAGGAUCACGAGGCUCCGACAGCAGAGAACUGCAGAAGAUUUCACAUGAGCCUAAAUACGCUCUGUCUGUGUCAGAUUUCACUGAGCUCCCAAAUGUCCAAGAGCAGCUUGUCAACACUGUAGAGGCUGUUUCUGUUCCCAUCACUCCGGCAUCACCAACUCCUACUGUUGAAUUUGACAUCAGCAGAAGGGAUGUUGUCUUCCUGCUGGAUGGUUCAGAUGGCACUAGGAAUGGAUUCCCAGCCAUGCUUGACUUUGUACAAAAAGUAGUUGAAAAACUCAACGUUGAGGAGAACAGGGACCGUGUUUCAGUGGUGCAGUACAGUAGAGAUCCUGAGACCCAUUUCUAUCUAAAUACUUACUCGGAAGAGACAGACGUCCUCGACACCAUCAAGACUCUAAGGCACAGAGGUGGCAGACCCCUCAACACUGGGUCAGCUCUUCAGUAUGUGAGAGACAAUGUCUUCACUUCCUCUGCUGGCAGUAGAAGUCAACAGGGUGUCCCUCAGAUUCUCAUUUUGCUCAGUGGAUCAAGGUCAAACGAUAAUGUUGAUACACCUGCCUCUGCUUUGAAAGAAAGUGGGGUCUUGAUUCUUGGUGUUGGCACCAGGAAUUCGAGCAGAGAGAUUCAGAGAAUUGUCAGUGAUCCUUCAUAUGCUCAGUCUAUUUCUGAGAUCUCUGACCUUCCCUCUGUCCAGCAGCAGUUUUUGUCCACUCUCGCAAGCACAGUUUCAUAUGUGACGCCGGUGAAACCUACAGUCAUAGCGGAAAGAAGAAUGACCAGGAGAGAUGUAGUGUUCCUUUUGGAUGGUUCAGAUGGCACUAGGGAUUCUUUCCCUGCAAUACGUGACUUUGUGCAAAGAAUGGUGGACAGGUUGAACGUGUCAGACAGGAGAGACCGUGUGUCGGUAGUCCAGUUCAGCAGAGAGCCAGAAGCCCAUUUCUAUCUUAACACGUACACAACAAAGGAGAGCGUUCUUAACACUGUUAGAGGUCUACGGCACAGAGGGGGGCGACCCCUCAAUACAGGAGCAGCUCUCCAGUAUGUGAGAGACAACGUCUUCACUGCCUCUUCCGGAAGCAGACGUCUAGAGGGUGUGCCUCAGUUACUGAUUUUGUUGAGUGGCGGAAGGUCGUUUGAUAACAUUGACAUGCCAGCCUCUUCCCUGAAGGAGCUUGGAGUCUUGACCUUCGCCGUAGGAUCAAGGGGCUCCGAUAGUAGAGAAUUGCAGAAGAUCUCAUAUGACCCUAGUUCUGCACUCUCAGUGACAGACUUUGCUAAUCUCCCCACUGUCCAAGAGCAGCUUUUCUCCAGAAUUAACACCGUACGCGAAGAGACCAAAACUGUCUCUCCAACACAGAUAGUUGAGCCUGAAGCACAAAGGAGAGAUGUUGUUUUCCUGCUGGAUGGGUCAGAUGGCACACGCAGUGGGUUCCCUGCAAUGAAGGACUUUGUGCUAAGAGUGAUGGAGAAGUUGAAUGUGGCUGAGGACAAAGACCGUGUUUCUGUAGUCCAGUUCAGCAGAGAUCCUGAGACACAUUUCUAUCUAAACACGUACACAAGAAAGGAUGACAUAGUGGACACGGUUAGUGUUCUGAGGCACAAAGGAGGAAGACCCCUGAACACGGGGGCGGCUCUCCAGUACGUUAGAGACAAUGUCUUCACUGCCUCCUCAGGCAGCAGACGACUAGAGGGUGUGCCACAAAUACUGAUCCUUCUGAGUGGCGCAAGGUCAUUUGACAAUGUUGAUGUCCCGGCCUCUGCUCUGAAAGAUCUGGGAGUCUUGAUAUUCACAAUAGGAUCACGAGGCUCCGACAGCAGAGAACUGCAGAAGAUUUCACAUGAGCCUAAAUACGCUCUGUCUGUGUCAGAUUUCACUGAGCUCCCAAAUGUCCAAGAGCAGCUUGUCAACACUGUAGAGGCUGUUUCUGUUCCCAUCACUCCGGCAUCACCAACUCCUACUGUUGAAUUUGACAUCAGCAGAAGGGAUGUUGUCUUCCUGCUGGAUGGUUCAGAUGGCACUAGGAAUGGAUUCCCAGCCAUGCUUGACUUUGUACAAAAAGUAGUUGAAAAACUCAACGUUGAGGAGAACAGGGACCGUGUUUCAGUGGUGCAGUACAGUAGAGAUCCUGAGACCCAUUUCUAUCUAAAUACUUACUCGGAAGAGACAGACGUCCUCGACACCAUCAAGACUCUAAGGCACAGAGGUGGCAGACCCCUCAACACUGGGUCAGCUCUUCAGUAUGUGAGAGACAAUGUCUUCACUUCCUCUGCUGGCAGUAGAAGUCAACAGGGUGUCCCUCAGAUUCUCAUUUUGCUCAGUGGAUCAAGGUCAAACGAUAAUGUUGAUACACCUGCCUCUGCUUUGAAAGAAAGUGGGGUCUUGAUUCUUGGUGUUGGCACCAGGAAUUCGAGCAGAGAGAUUCAGAGAAUUGUCAGUGAUCCUUCAUAUGCUCAGUCUAUUUCUGAGAUCUCUGACCUUCCCUCUGUCCAGCAGCAGUUUUUGUCCACUCUCGCAAGCACAGUUUCAUAUGUGACGCCGGUGAAACCUACAGUCAUAGCGGAAAGAAGAAUGACCAGGAGAGAUGUAGUGUUCCUUUUGGAUGGUUCAGAUGGCACUAGGGAUUCUUUCCCUGCAAUGCGUGACUUUGUGCAAAGAAUGGUGGACAGGUUGAACGUGUCAGACAGGAGAGACCGUGUGUCGGUAGUCCAAUUCAGCAGAGAGCCAGAAGCCCAUUUCUAUCUUAACACGUACACAACAAAGGAGAGCGUUCUCAACACUGUUAGAGGUCUACGGCACAGAGGGGGGCGACCCCUCAAUACAGGAGCAGCUCUCCAGUAUGUGAGAGACAACGUCUUCACUGCCUCUUCCGGAAGCAGACGUCUAGAGGGUGUGCCUCAGUUACUGAUUUUGUUGAGUGGCGGAAGGUCGUUUGAUAACAUUGACAUGCCAGCCUCUUCCCUGAAGGAGCUUGGAGUCUUGACCUUCGCCGUAGGAUCAAGGGGCUCCGAUAGUAGAGAAUUGCAGAAGAUCUCAUAUGACCCUAGUUCUGCACUCUCAGUGACAGACUUUGCUAAUCUCCCCACUGUCCAAGAGCAGCUUUUCUCCAGAAUUAACACCGUACGCGAAGAGACCAAAACUGUCUCUCCAACACAGAUAGUUGAGCCUGAAGCACAAAGGAGAGAUGUUGUUUUCCUGCUGGAUGGGUCAGAUGGCACACGCAGUGGGUUCCCUGCAAUGAAGGACUUUGUGCUAAGAGUGAUGGAGAAGUUGAAUGUGGCUGAGGACAAAGACCGUGUUUCUGUAGUCCAGUUCAGCAGAGAUCCUGAGACACAUUUCUAUCUAAACACGUACACAAGAAAGGAUGACAUAGUGGACACGGUUAGUGUUCUGAGGCACAAAGGAGGAAGACCCCUGAACACGGGGGCGGCUCUCCAGUACGUUAGAGACAAUGUCUUCACUGCCUCCUCAGGCAGCAGACGACUAGAGGGUGUGCCACAAAUACUGAUCCUUCUGAGUGGCGCAAGGUCAUUUGACAAUGUUGAUGUCCCGGCCUCUGCUCUGAAAGAUCUGGGAGUCUUGAUAUUCACAAUAGGAUCACGAGGCUCCGACAGCAGAGAACUGCAGAAGAUUUCACAUGAGCCUAAAUACGCUCUGUCUGUGUCAGAUUUCACUGAGCUCCCAAAUGUCCAAGAGCAGCUUGUCAACACUGUAGAGGCUGUUUCUGUUCCCAUCACUCCGGCAUCACCAACUCCUACUGUUGAAUUUGACAUCAGCAGAAGGGAUGUUGUCUUCCUGCUGGAUGGUUCAGAUGGCACUAGGAAUGGAUUCCCAGCCAUGCUUGACUUUGUACAAAAAGUAGUUGAAAAACUCAACGUUGAGGAGAACAGGGACCGUGUUUCAGUGGUGCAGUACAGUAGAGAUCCUGAGACCCAUUUCUAUCUAAAUACUUACUCGGAAGAGACAGACGUCCUCGACACCAUCAAGACUCUAAGGCACAGAGGUGGCAGACCCCUCAACACUGGGUCAGCUCUUCAGUAUGUGAGAGACAAUGUCUUCACUUCCUCUGCUGGCAGUAGAAGUCAACAGGGUGUCCCUCAGAUUCUCAUUUUGCUCAGUGGAUCAAGGUCAAACGAUAAUGUUGAUACACCUGCCUCUGCUUUGAAAGAAAGUGGGGUCUUGAUUCUUGGUGUUGGCACCAGGAAUUCGAGCAGAGAGAUUCAGAGAAUUGUCAGUGAUCCUUCAUAUGCUCAGUCUAUUUCUGAGAUCUCUGACCUUCCCUCUGUCCAGCAGCAGUUUUUGUCCACUCUCGCAAGCACAGUUUCAUAUGUGACGCCGGUGAAACCUACAGUCAUAGCGGAAAGAAGAAUGACCAGGAGAGAUGUAGUGUUCCUUUUGGAUGGUUCAGAUGGCACUAGGGAUUCUUUCCCUGCAAUACGUGACUUUGUGCAAAGAAUGGUGGACAGGUUGAACGUGUCAGACAGGAGAGACCGUGUGUCGGUAGUCCAAUUCAGCAGAGAGCCAGAAGCCCAUUUCUAUCUUAACACGUACACAACAAAGGAGAGCGUUCUCAACACUGUUAGAGGUCUACGGCACAGAGGGGGGCGACCCCUCAAUACAGGAGCAGCUCUCCAGUAUGUGAGAGACAACGUCUUCACUGCCUCUUCCGGAAGCAGACGUCUAGAGGGUGUGCCUCAGUUACUGAUUUUGUUGAGUGGCGGAAGGUCGUUUGAUAACAUUGACAUGCCAGCCUCUUCCCUGAAGGAGCUUGGAGUCUUGACCUUCGCCGUAGGAUCAAGGGGCUCCGAUAGUAGAGAAUUGCAGAAGAUCUCAUAUGACCCUAGUUCUGCACUCUCAGUGACAGACUUUGCUAAUCUCCCCACUGUCCAAGAGCAGCUUUUCUCCAGAAUUAACACCGUACGCGAAGAGACCAAAACUGUCUCUCCAACACAGAUAGUUGAGCCUGAAGCACAAAGGAGAGAUGUUGUUUUCCUGCUGGAUGGGUCAGAUGGCACACGCAGUGGGUUCCCUGCAAUGAAGGACUUUGUGCUAAGAGUGAUGGAGAAGUUGAAUGUGGCUGAGGACAAAGACCGUGUUUCUGUAGUCCAGUUCAGCAGAGAUCCUGAGACACAUUUCUAUCUAAACACGUACACAAGAAAGGAUGACAUAGUGGACACGGUUAGUGUUCUGAGGCACAAAGGAGGAAGACCCCUGAACACGGGGGCGGCUCUCCAGUACGUUAGAGACAAUGUCUUCACUGCCUCCUCAGGCAGCAGACGACUAGAGGGUGUGCCACAAAUACUGAUCCUUCUGAGUGGCGCAAGGUCAUUUGACAAUGUUGAUGUCCCGGCCUCUGCUCUGAAAGAUCUGGGAGUCUUGAUAUUCACAAUAGGAUCACGAGGCUCCGACAGCAGAGAACUGCAGAAGAUUUCACAUGAGCCUAAAUACGCUCUGUCUGUGUCAGAUUUCACUGAGCUCCCAAAUGUCCAAGAGCAGCUUGUCAACACUGUAGAGGCUGUUUCUGUUCCCAUCACUCCAGCAUCACCAACUCCUACUGUUGAUUUUGACAUGAGCAGAAAGGAUGUUGUCUUCCUGCUGGAUGGUUCAGAUGGCACUAGGAAUGGAUUCCCAGCCAUGCUUGACUUUGUACAAAAAGUAGUUGAAAAACUCAACGUUGAGGAGAACAGGGACCGUGUUUCAGUGGUGCAGUACAGUAGAGAUCCUGAGACCCAUUUCUAUCUAAAUACUUACUCGGAAGAGACAGACGUCCUCGACACCAUCAAGACUCUAAGGCACAGAGGUGGCAGACCCCUCAACACUGGGUCAGCUCUUCAGUAUGUGAGAGACAAUGUCUUCACUUCCUCUGCUGGCAGUAGAAGUCAACAGGGUGUCCCUCAGAUUCUCAUUUUGCUCAGUGGAUCAAGGUCAAACGAUAAUGUUGAUACACCUGCCUCUGCUUUGAAAGAAAGUGGGGUCUUGAUUCUUGGUGUUGGCACCAGGAAUUCGAGCAGAGAGAUUCAGAGAAUUGUCAGUGAUCCUUCAUAUGCUCAGUCUAUUUCUGAGAUCUCUGACCUUCCCGCUGUCCAGCAGCAGUUUUUGUCCACUCUCGCAAGCGCAGUUUCAUAUGUGACGCCGGUGAAACCUACAGUCAUAGUUGAGCCUGAAGCACAAAGGAGAGAUGUUGUUUUCCUGCUGGAUGGGUCAGAUGGCACACGCAGUGGGUUCCCUGCAAUGAAGGACUUUGUGCUAAGAGUGAUGGAGAAGUUGAAUGUGGCUGAGGACAAAGACCGUGUUUCUGUAGUCCAGUUCAGCAGAGAUCCUGAGACACAUUUCUAUCUAAACACGUACACAAGAAAGGAUGACAUAGUGGACACGGUUAGUGUUCUGAGGCACAAAGGAGGAAGACCCCUGAACACGGGGGCGGCUCUCCAGUACGUUAGAGACAAUGUCUUCACUGCCUCCUCAGGCAGCAGACGACUAGAGGGUGUGCCACAAAUACUGAUCCUUCUGAGUGGCGCAAGGUCAUUUGACAAUGUUGAUGUCCCGGCCUCUGCUCUGAAAGAUCUGGGAGUCUUGAUAUUCACAAUAGGAUCACGAGGCUCCGACAGCAGAGAACUGCAGAAGAUUUCACAUGAGCCUAAAUACGCUCUGUCUGUGUCAGAUUUCACUGAGCUCCCAAAUGUCCAAGAGCAGCUUGUCAACACUGUAGAGGCUGUUUCUGUUCCCAUCACUCCGGCAUCACCAACUCCUACUGUUGAAUUUGACAUCAGCAGAAGGGAUGUUGUCUUCCUGCUGGAUGGUUCAGAUGGCACUAGGAAUGGAUUCCCAGCCAUGCUUGACUUUGUACAAAAAGUAGUUGAAAAACUCAACGUUGAGGAGAACAGGGACCGUGUUUCAGUGGUGCAGUACAGUAGAGAUCCUGAGACCCAUUUCUAUCUAAAUACUUACUCGGAAGAGACAGACGUCCUCGACACCAUCAAGACUCUAAGGCACAGAGGUGGCAGACCCCUCAACACUGGGUCAGCUCUUCAGUAUGUGAGAGACAAUGUCUUCACUUCCUCUGCUGGCAGUAGAAGUCAACAGGGUGUCCCUCAGAUUCUCAUUUUGCUCAGUGGAUCAAGGUCAAACGAUAAUGUUGAUACACCUGCCUCUGCUUUGAAGAAAGUGGGGUCUUGA